CUACGGUACUAUUGUGUCAUCGUUCGCAAGAACAAAAAAUCCCCGUUUCCACGAGAUCACCACAAAGAACUCAACAGAACAAUCCAGUGAGACGAAAAAAGAGAGUGGUGAGUUGUCGUUGUCGUUGUCAUUGCAGGCGAUUUUAAAAUGGCAAGUUUUCCAAGACAUGACUGACGGUACACACCUUUUCUAAUGAUCAUUAUUUUGAUGAUUUUUGUUUGGCAGUACUGUAUCCUUUGAUUGCUAGAACUAUCUUUUCACCCUCGAGAAACAGGAUGAAGGUCUUCAUAGCAUUACUCCUUUUCUGCGCAACAGUAACGUCAGCGUCAUCUGAUGAUGAUUCCAAGGAUUCUAAUGGUCCUCCUUUUUUUCUGAUUGAUAGUACCGACCAGCUCUGUCUGGCCGGCGAAGAAUUCAAGAGAUGCUCGAUCGACACUCUGUUCUUUGUCGUCGGGUCUCCUGGUAAGUAUUUUAGUACAGAAACACGGAUGCCAUGACCAUACCAGAUKGUGAUUUCCGGGAUUUUUUGCUAAUAGGGUUCUCACCGGAUUGGACAUUGUCGGUCAAUAACGAAACAAACUAAACCAGGCAACUAUCAAAUUCGAAAACGGUUGGCUGACGGAGAAGAAGACGAGGAGGAGGAUGGAACGUGCCUCGCCUUGAAGUCGUGCAAAGAGGUUGAUGCGGGAAAAAAGAUGGAAGCAAAACUCGCUAAAUGUUCUCAUUGCGGGGCCAAACGAUGGAAUAUUGUUGGAGAUAGCAGUACCGGCUACGUGCUGACUGAAGGAGACGGAAAAACUUGUCUUCUGAGAGAACCCGGAACAGAUAAAGCUAUGACCGCACCUUGCGAUUCUACCGACUCUCCUUAUGUCCCUCUCCAGCUUCAAUUUGCAUCGGCGUCGGACAUAAAGACAAUGAGUUCGGACGGUGCACGACUAAUCGGAGCUGCCAGUGAUGGCGACAAAAAGGCAAUCGAAGAUUUACUUAAAGACGGGACUGAUGUGAAUGUUCGCGAUUGGGAUGAAUUGACAGCGCUCAUUCCAGCUGCAUCAUCUGGACAUCUAGAUAUUUGCAAACUGUUAGUAAAAGAAGGGAUCGAUGUCAACGCCAAAGACAAAGAUGGCAUCACGGCUCUCAUGGAAGCCAGGUGAGUAAAGAUUUGCUGACGAAACGGAGUUUCAUCAAUUUCAAGGAAAUAACCUUUUCCUAACGAAAGUUGUGCCGUCUCUAUUCUAUCCAUUUUUAGCAUCAUGGGGCACGAAAAGAUCGUAGAAUUCCUUAUUGAAAAUGGAGCCGACGUCAACGCACUUGCCUCAUCUGAUGUGUCCGCCAUGUGGUUAGCAGCUAGUGAAGGUCGAGUAGGAGUGAUGAAGCUUUUAAUGGAAAACAACGCCGAGCCAUCGAACACACGUGUUGAUGGAAUUUCGGCGCUUAUGACUGCUGCAGUGAGUAUGAAACGAUGAAUUCAUUCAAUAUUUAUGUAUCCCAUUGAUGCAUGGAUUUUCAUCAUUCUCUUCGGUAAACUUUUGUCGGAAGUGAAGUUCAACCUUUGAUUUCUCAUUUUCUAUUCUUGUUCAAUAAUUUUUUGAAGGUGGGUGGACAUUCUGGAGCUGUCGAAAUUUUGCUUGAAAAUGGAGCCGAUCAUACAAUGACUGACAAAGAUGGUCUCAUCCCUCUCAUGAGUGCAGCAGAAAACGGAACAGUCGCCACCUUGAAGGCCAUAUUGGAUCAUGUAGAUGACCCUGAUUACAUCAAUCUAAUUUCAAAUACAGGAUUUUCUUCUCUAAUUAUUGCCGCGGCACACGGUCAUGUUGAUGCCGUCGAAUUUCUCCUCGACAACGGAGCAAAAGCAGACAUCGUACACGACAACAAGGUCACAGCACUAAUGUACGCAGCUGCAGCUGGUCACCUCGAUGUUAUGAAAAUGUUGAUUGGAAAAGGUCAAGCUGAUCUUGAAUUCAAACAUACGAAUGGUGGAACAGCGUUGCUUGAAGCGAGCACAGCUGGCAUGUAUGAUGCAAUUGUUCUACUUGUUGAAAGUGGUUCGAGUGUCGAUUUCAUGGAUGAUGACGGAGUCAAUCCUCUCAUGGCGAUUGCUGCACAGGGAAAUGCUAAGUCACAAAAGUUCAUCAUUGACGAACUUGAGAAGACCAAAUCUGAUACUGCGUUGAAAGAUUACAUCAACUUAUUCGCGCAUUCGGGUGGUUCAGCCUUCAUGUUCGCGGCUGCAGGAGGGCAUGUAGAGUGUGCGAAACAACUGAUGGAUCUGGGUGCAGAAAUCAAUGCAGUAGCACGUAACAAAGACGGAUAUCUCGAAAAACUCCAGAAAAUGAUCGAGGAAGGACAGGUGAAAGAGGAGGACCCUCAUGUUGAUGGGGUGACUGCCCUUCAUGUGGCCAGCGAAGGUGCGAUAGUAGUCCAUGUUGUGCGCGAUCUUCAACCGUUUUGGUUUUUGUCUUGUUAUCUCACGCUUUUUUUCACUUAUCGUUUGUUUCUGCAGGAGGUCAUCUCGAAAUGGUCAAUGUACUAUUAGAUGCAGGUGUAGAGACAUCUUUGGUUCAUUUAGAUGAUGACAACAGAUCGCCUCUUGUAUUGGCUGUCUCUGGCAAUCAUGCAGGGGUUGCGAAGGCGCUCGUGCAGGCAGGAGCCGACCCCAAUACUCCAUACGUCGACGGGGAUGGAGAAAAUCACAAUCUACUUUUCGAUGCGAUUAUGGUUGAGAAUGUUGAAUUUGCUACUCUUCUCAUCGAAAAAGGUGCUGAUAUCUACCAUAGCGACGAGAAAAAAGUGAGCACGUUGCUUCAAGCGAGUCAUCGCGGACUCACAAAAGUUGUCAAAGCACUCUUGGAAAAGCAUGCUGCAAAUGGAUCGAAGGGAGAGUACGUGGAUGCUGCAAGUGAGGAUGGAAUAACUCCUUUAACUGCCGCCAGUUCCGAAGGUCAUACUGAAUGUGUCAAGCUUCUCGUUGAAGCGAAAGCCAAUGUCAAUGCAAAGGACAAAGACAACACAACGUCGUUAAUGGCAGCUUCUGCACGGGGGCAUCUCGAUGUCGUGUCCAUAAUUUUGGCUGCGGGAGCGAAUGUAAACGAACAAAAUGUUGAUGGCCACACUGCUCUGAUGUUUGCCUAUAACGGCAAAAAUCAGGUCGAGACUUUGUGGGAACGAUAUAACCAAUUCCUAGAAGAAGCCAAAAGCAAUGGUGAGUCAAAAGAAGACGUUGAUGAUAAUGAAACUGGACCCAUUAUCCAAGAGUCAUUGAAGAACCAUACUGAUCUGGUGGAUCUCCUCAUCAAGAGUGGAGCCGACGAAUCAAUCAAAGAUAAGGGAGGCCAUGUUGCAUCAGAUUUUGACUUCCACCCUGAUACAGAUGCUGAGAUUCUUGCAAAAGAAGCCAGAACUGAGAAAGUUAAGGAUGAAAGCAAGAAUGAACUUUAACAUCCAUUAAGCACUCUCAAGUAUUUAGAUUGACUAUAAUGAGAAAAGAAUGACCAUUACAUCUUUAGGUCUGACACUUCGGGUUGAAAAAAACUUGAUAUUAUAU
Pseudo-nitzschia multistriata is the source of this 3541-nucleotide messenger RNA. The record is from the annotation of a GenBank genome assembly. Lineage: Eukaryota; Bacillariophyta; Bacillariophyceae; Bacillariales; Bacillariaceae.